Molecule: messenger RNA, 929 nt
Organism: Cynara cardunculus var. scolymus (artichoke)
Lineage: Eukaryota; Viridiplantae; Streptophyta; Magnoliopsida; Asterales; Asteraceae
Product: NAD(P)H-quinone oxidoreductase subunit T, chloroplastic
Exons: 2
Coding region: 65-829 (254 amino acids)
Source: RefSeq, a predicted model, not a curated record
AGCAUCAUCUGAACCAAACAGAUACUUCUAAAACCAGUUUCAAUUCCUCAGCCACCAAAAUCAUAUGGCUGCAAGAACAGCAAUACCCUCGUCAUCACUGUCUCUCCUGCCAGGAAGAGGCGGAGCCACCACCACCACCAGUGUCGCUUGCCGGAAACCCACCACUCGAGUUGGUGGCAGAAGCAUUCUACGGAUUUAUGCAGCAGAAGGAGGAGGAGAAAGGCAGAGAGCACCACCAGGAGUUGAUACCAGAAUUCAUUGGGAGAACGAGGAUGAAGGAUGGGUUGGCGGCAGCGGCAGCGGCAACACCACCCGGAAGGUAGAAGAAGAAGAAGAGCAGACAAACAACUUGCUUGGUGAAAAAUUCUCUGAAUUACUCAACAAUUCUACAGAUUCUCAUUACCAGUUCUUAGGGGUGCCAGCUGAAGCCGACUUGGAAGAGAUCAAGGCGGCUUACCGGCGACUAUCAAAAGAAUACCAUCCCGACACCACCUCUCUCCCACUCAAGGCAGCCUCCGAAAUGUUUAUGAAACUAAGAGAAGUUUACGACGUGUUGAGCAACUCGGAGAAGCGAAGGUUUUACGAUUGGACCUUGGCUCAGGAAGCCGCGAGCCGUGAAGCCGAGAAAAUGAGGGUGAGGUUGGAAGACCCGUACAUGAAAGACAUAGAAAAUUGGGAGUCGGUCCCAGACAUGGUUGACCGGCUUGGAGGAAGGAACAUGGAGCUGAGUGACCAAGCCAAGUCGGCUCUUACUUUUGAUAUUUUCAUAAUUAUUUUCUCAAUUUGUUGCAUCAUUUAUGUGGUUGUGUUCAAGGAGCCUUAUUACUAGCCAUUCUCUACACAAAAACGAAUAGUUGACUUUGUAAAGUCAAACAUAGUAAUUUUUAUAGUUCGAAAAAAAUCGAUAUAUACAUCACAAAGUUUAAAGC